AUGUCGACAAGCCUUGAUAGAACUAAAACGUCGAGAUCGUUCCCUUCUUCCUCUCUCGAGUUCUCAGCCUCUCUCGAGUUCUCAGAAGCCCUUCACUCUCUUCAAGAAUCCGCUCCAGAGGUUGCCAAAUGUUUGUACGAGCAAAAUCUGUCAAAGUGCCGAUUUGUGGCAGAGGAGAACGUUGCGGAGAUUCCGCGGUUCCUCAAUACGGAAAUUGCUGAAGGUUUGAUACUAGGCAAGGGCGGAUUUGGUACGGUUUAUAGCGCCAAAGGCUUCUCAAUGGUGAUUGAGGAAGGAAAGGAAGGUCUCGAUGACAGCGUUCACGACGGAGAGAUUGAAUCCAGGAAUUUCAUCGCUAGGCAUUGUCAUCGAAGCAACGGAGAUGCUAGAUACGCCAUCAAAAGACUAGCCAAGACAACAGUCGAAGAUGUUCACAAAUUCCUUCAUGGAAUGACAGACCUGGCCAACGAGACACUCUUCUUAAGUUCGAUUCAACACCCACACAUUAUCAAGCUACGAGGGAUUUCGAUGGAGGAGAUGUUCAGUGAGAACUAUUUUCUCAUACUUGAUCGUUUGUAUGAUACGCUAGCAGCUCGCUUACUAAAAUGGAAGAAUAAACAACGGAAGCAUCGUGGCUUGGUUCGCAUUCUCCGAAGACAAGACAAGUCCAAGAGGAAGAAACUGUUGGCCACGAGACUGACAUUUGCUUCAGACCUAGCGUCGGCUCUGGCCUAUCUUCAUAGUCAUCGCAUCAUCCACAGAGACGUCAAACCAACGAAUAUUGGCUUUGAUGUGAGGGGCGACAUCAAAAUAUUCGACUUCGGAUUGGCGAAGGAAAUCCCGUUGGACCUCAAGGGAUCAGACACUGCCUUCAAACUCACAGCUAUGGCAGGCACGCCGCGAUACAUGAGUCCCGAAGUUGCUCUGGGACAAAAGUACAACGAAACCUGCGAUAUCUAUAGUUUUGGAUUAUUGCUCUGGGAAAUUAUCACGUUGCGACUGCCUUAUUCCAGCCAGAAGAGCAUAGAAGAUUUCCGAGAGAAUGUUUGGAGCACAAAUGGGACGAUAGUGCGCCCUGAAGUACCAAAGAAACUAUCCUCAAACUUGAAACAGCUUCUGCAUCGUACGUGGGACCGAGACUUGACAAAUCGUCCGAGCGCCAGAAAUUUCGAGAAUGCCCUUCGGUUCGAAGCUUCUAUGCUCCGAGAUGGUGCUUUGAAUGAUGUUGAAGAGAGUCUAGUGCCGCAGAGAAGACGGUCGACGUUCUUGUUCAUACCAGGAAAGGGCGAGGCUGUCAAUCGAUCUUCCCCAACAAUCAUGGCAUUGUCUGAGAUCGCCGAGUCAGAUACUGACAUCUUCCAUGCUGUUGGAGCCUCGCACAAUAGUGUCUUUACUUUAUCUGAUGAAUCCGAAAAUACGAGUACACCUUCGAUGAAAGUGUUCAACACAUCCAUUCGAUCCGAAAGUGCUGUAAUGUCGUCAUCGCCGCUUAAACAUGCUCAGAGCGACGGUGCAAUUCCGAAGCGAAUAGACCAUGCCGUCGGAGCCUCUCACAAUAAUGUAUUCACUUUGUCUGAACGUUCCGAUGGUACACCCAAGACGAAUAUGUUCGAUACAUCCGUUCGUUCCGACGGUACGCCUAAGACCAAUAUGUUUGACGCAUCCAUUCGAUCCGAAAGUGCAGGGCUUUUGUCACCUCACCUGAAAGAAUCGAAGGAUGGUAAUAUUAUCUUGAAUGGAUUUGCUGUUACAAGGGAUUGUCAAAUAAGCUUGUCUGUCGGUUUGGAGGACCCUGGUUAUUCUCCGCCAGCUCUUAAAAGUCUCAGUCGAGCGGAAUCAGGACAAUCGAUGGCAAGUAUUGACUCGCUAGAUUUUUGA
Molecule: messenger RNA, 1878 nt
Organism: Cylindrotheca closterium
Lineage: Eukaryota; Bacillariophyta; Bacillariophyceae; Bacillariales; Bacillariaceae
Source: the annotation of a GenBank genome assembly